Staurois parvus is the source of this 332-nucleotide messenger RNA. The record is from the annotation of a GenBank genome assembly. NCBI's taxonomy places the organism in Eukaryota, Metazoa, Chordata, Amphibia, Anura, Ranidae.
UCGCCGGCAUUUGUGUCCACGGCUUUUAAUUAUCGGGUCCUGGCCGGUGAUUACUCGCUGGCACCCAGUGAUUGCCGAGCAUCCCCAACAAGGAGGAGAACUGUUUGUAAACAAAACAGUUCUCCUCCCUGUCGGCUCAUGCACACUGCUUUCGAUGGCUAUGCACAGCAGAAGCCAGUAAACCACACAAACACAGACACAAGUAAAACAGCACACAGUUAACCCUUUGAUCGCCCCUCAUGUUAACCCCUUCCUGCCCAGUGCCAUCAGUACAGUGUCAGUGCUUUUUUUUUUAGCACUGAUCACUGUAUUGGUAUCACUGGGGAUGUCAG